Gambusia affinis (western mosquitofish) is the source of this 3899-nucleotide messenger RNA. It is a transcript of the gene chrna7a, whose product is annotated as cholinergic receptor, nicotinic, alpha 7a (neuronal). Gene Ontology annotation, molecular function: transmembrane signaling receptor activity; acetylcholine-gated monoatomic cation-selective channel activity. Gene Ontology annotation, biological process: regulation of membrane potential; signal transduction; nervous system process. NCBI's taxonomy places the organism in Eukaryota, Metazoa, Chordata, Actinopteri, Cyprinodontiformes, Poeciliidae. The record is from RefSeq and is a predicted model, not a curated record. Gene Ontology annotation, cellular component: postsynaptic membrane; neuron projection; synapse. The coding region runs from base 292 to 1824 and encodes 510 amino acids. The transcript is spliced from 10 exons.
AAUUAUACGAGGAAUUGACUACGGGACUUGUUGUAAUGUAGUAAGUGGUUUGAUGGGUUCCAUUGAUGAUGAAAUAACUUCCCACACAUCCUCAGAAGAUUGUUAAAAGGCGAGGCAAACUCUCGAAGGAGGAUUCAUCUUAUCCAAAAACUGUCCGGCCGCGUUUAGUUUAUUAGGAGGAGUUUGUCUCUGAGCCGCUGCCCCCUCUCACGCCACCUUCAGUAUCAUCAUCAUUCCCGCAUCUUCCCGCAGCUCCAGCGAUAAUCUGUGGGGAAAGCUGAUCGGUUCAACAUGGAUCUGCUGAAUUUUAUGCUUUUUGUAGGAAUCUCCCUCUGCACAGUGAAAGUUUCUCAACAAGGUCCAUCUCAGCGCAAAUUGUACAGUAGUCUGAUGACCGGGUACAACCCGCUGGAGAGACCGGUUUUCAACGACUCUCAGAGCCUCACGGUUUACUUUGGCCUCAGCCUCAUGCAGAUCAUGGAUGUGGAUGAAAAGAACCAGGUUCUAACUACCAACAUUUGGCUUCAGCUGUACUGGAAUGACUAUUACCUCCAGUGGAACCCAUUGGACUACCCAGGCGUGACCAACGUGAGAUUUCCCGACCAUCUCAUUUGGAAACCAGACAUCCUGCUUUACAACAGUGCAGAUGAAAGGUUUGAUGCAACAUUUCACACCAACAUUUUGGUCAACUCCUCAGGCGCUUGUUCGUAUCUUCCUCCAGGCAUCUUCAAGAGCACCUGCUACAUCGAUGUCCGUUGGUUCCCCUUUGACGUCCAGAGGUGUGAUCUGAAGUUUGGCUCCUGGACGUAUGGAGGCUGGUCCCUGGAUCUGAAGAUGGUGGAGGCAGAUAUCACUGGCUACAUCGCCAAUGGAGAGUGGGAUCUUGUUGAGGUACCAGGUCGAAGGAACGAGCGUUUUUACGAAUGCUGCGAUGAGCCCUACCCUGACAUCACCUUCACGGUGGUGAUGAGAAGACGGACGCUCUACUACGGCCUCAACCUGCUCAUCCCAUGCGUCCUGAUCUCCACCCUCGCUCUGCUCGUGUUCCUCCUGCCGGCCGACUCUGGGGAAAAGAUCUCACUGGGCAUUACAGUUCUGCUCUCCCUGACGGUCUUUAUGCUGCUAGUUGCAGAGAUUAUGCCUGCCACAUCAGACUCUGUGCCUUUAAUAGCUGAAUAUUUUGCCACAACCAUGGUCAUUGUUGGUCUGUCUGUAAUUGCAACUGUUUUGGUCCUGCAAUAUCACCACCAUGAUCCUGAUGGAGGAAAGAUGCCAAAAUGGACCCGUGUGAUCCUGUUGAACUGGUGCGCCUGGUUCCUGCGCAUGAAGCGCCCCGGUGAAGACAGAGUGCGCUCAGCCUGCCACAACAAGACCCGACGGAGCAGCCUGACCAGCAUGGACCUCAACGCCAGCAGCUCCGUCUCCCAGUCUACCAACGGCCACAUGCUCUACGUCGGCGUCCGCGGCCUGGAGAGCAUCCACUGCUCCACGGCCGCCACCUCUCCCGAUUCCGGGGUCCUCUGCGGGCGGCUGAUCGGACGAGCCGGCGAGGACGAGUUGCUCCUACCAUCGAGUCAGAGCCCCAGCAUGGGAUACAUGGAGCUGGAGCUGGCCAAGAUCCUGGACGAGGUGCGGUACAUCGCCAAAAGGUUUCGUGACCAAGACGAGGACGAGACCGUGUGCAACGAGUGGAAGUUUGCCGCGUCUGUCAUCGACAGGCUUUGCCUCAUGGCUUUCUCUCUCUUCACCAUCCUCUGCACCAUCGGGAUCCUCAUGUCGGCACCCAAUUUUGUAGAAGCCAUUUCCAAAGACUUUUUUACAUGAGGAGGUUGAAAUUAAAUUUUAAAGUAAAAAAAAAUAAAUAAAUAAAUAGAAGUCUGGCACGCUGCUAAUGAAAUGAUAUAUAUAAAUUCACAGGGCAGUAAUCUGGAUACAGCCAUUUCUUCUGUUUACAAAUGUGUAUUAUGGUAAAAUGUUCACGGUUUCUCAAAACUAAGUGAAAUUAAAACUCAGUCUGCAGUGUGAAAAGAAGGAAACAAAUCCAUUGCAUUGUAAUGUUGCACCACCCCACGCUUUGAAGAAAAUAAAUGCUAUCACUUUGUACUGUCUGACUAUAAAUCCAAUUGCUAUCAUCAGUGUAAUUUGUGAAAAAUGUAGCUUCGGUUUGCUAUGUGACUUCUUCAUUGUAAUGUACAGUUUUGCUAAAAUAUAAUGAGUCCAACAUUAAAGACCAGAAAUAUUGAUAUCUUCAUGGCAUUUUACCAGAAGGUGUAGAAGAGUAAUAGAAAACCUGCAGCUCUCAUCACCUGCAAGCUGUUGAUUAUGUGUAAGCUAUCAGCAAUUGGAUGAGGAGGUGGGGAUUGCAUUCAAACAGUGACGCCAUUCGGGUUUGAAACAUUUGUAUUACUAGGUAUGUUACAUUAUUUAAAAGCCCUUCACUGUCACGCCAAAAACACUUAAGUGGAAGUCAGUGGGUCCAUGGGGACAUCGGUGUCGUCAUGACACCGUCGGGUCACCUUCAGCCCAGGAUGUUUACCCCCCAAAGGUUUGUCUCACAAGCAGCUGGCUUCACAUUGGUGUUUUCUGAUUAUCAUAGUUAUCAUAAUUAACGGUAGGCUUUAUUUAGCCAACAUGAAGCUGAACAUUUUGCUGAAUCUCAGCUGCCUUGUCUACUCAGUGGUCCAUUGGCACAAUAGUUUUAUGUUCUCUUCAGUGUCUUUUUGAUAUUGGUUUCCAUUUUAAGAUUAUUUUAUUGUUUUCCAUGCUUCAUUAUAUGCCUUCAUCCCCUCUCCAAUCAACUUCUUAAACAAGGAAUGGACUAAAACCAUCAUGAGCAACUUCUGGUGACUUCAUCAUUAGUUAGCCAGAAAUACAAGAUGACUGACCCCAAAAAAAAUGCCGCCAAUUUUUUUUUAGAACCGAUAAAACCAACAUCAUUCCAUCUGAGUCUGGAAAGCUUGUCAGACCAAUUGUGAGGAUUUGUGGGUUGGGUAUCAAGCUAUGGGGAUGUUUUCUUACUAUGGUGUCUUGGCUGUUGAUCACACAUCACUGCAUAUCAUGGAUCAGUUUGAAUUCAUAAACGUGUUAGAAGAGGCUUUGUUGUCUUCUGCCAAAGAGGAAGUGCCCUUGAGAUUGAUGUUUCAACAACAUAGUGACCCCAAACACACCAGUAAAACCAGCCGCUUCAUGGCCCCAAACCAACAACAUAAUGUUGUAUAACAGCCAACCCAAUGCCUGCUCCUUAAUUCAACAAAAAUCAUGUAGGGUGACAUCAUACAUGCUGUUUCAGUGAUUGAACUAAGAUAUGUCAGAUUGUGGAAUAGAGUCCUACCAUCCUGGGUUGAAAUAGCUGUUCACUGGUUCCAGACGUUGGUUGUUCAUUAAAAACUGAUGUGAAGCAGUUUUCAAAAACCGCAGAAAUGGAGCUCAAUAUUAGCUCAUUAAUUCACAGGAAAGCUUAAUUUUCAACCAUUUUCAAUACAUUACAUAAUGAAAAUGAGUACGAUUCCAGUUAUUAAAUAGCAAUGCAGGCUCUGCUUUUUUGUUAAACGAUUCAAUGUUCCUUACCUUUACUUUCUAUAGACUGAGAAUAAAUUUGAUGUUUUUCUUAAUAAGUUGAUUUAAAGCAGAAUGUUAAUAGUGUUUGCGAUGCUUUUGUGUGCGUGAAAAUAAUAGCUAUUAUAAGAAUGGUGAAAUUUACUCACUUUUAAAUCAUACUGCUGUCAGCUUUAACAUUGGAUAUAUGAUACCUAAAAAAGCUACAGUAUCUUGCAUCAUGUAAAUAUUCAAAACUGAAGAAAAAAUUGCAAUGUUGUUUGCCUUUCUAUAUACAUAAGCUCCUUGCUAUAGUCUGUUUUUAAUUGUUGCUUCACCAGAAUUUUAUUCUAGGACUUUAUUGA